Messenger RNA from Branchiostoma belcheri (Belcher's lancelet), 4092 nucleotides. RefSeq names its product sodium- and chloride-dependent GABA transporter 2-like. NCBI's taxonomy places the organism in Eukaryota, Metazoa, Chordata, Leptocardii, Amphioxiformes, Branchiostomatidae. The coding region runs from base 333 to 2309 and encodes 658 amino acids. Gene Ontology annotation, biological process: sodium ion transmembrane transport. Gene Ontology annotation, cellular component: membrane. The record is from RefSeq and is a predicted model, not a curated record. The transcript has 15 exons.
CCCCGGAAGAAGCAACACGUACAUAAACAGUAUGAGGCGCUGCCUGGAGACUUCAUGUAUUCGCAUGUAAUAGUCUGCAUUCCUUCCAACAAGCAGCCUUGAAGAACUACAUUGCUUAUAGACAUGAUUUACUUAAGCCUGGUGGUAGCUCAGUAAUUUGCCGGUAGGAAAUAUGUGACCGUUUGUUGACAUAAGGUAAGCUAUUGAAGCCACAGCCUGAAACCUGGACUGUCUAUUGUCUACAGCUGGACGUUGGUGUUGUCCUCUCUACCUCAAGACGUGAAUGACUGAAACUCCUUGGUACAACAGUUAAGCUGCUGAACUUGAGAUCUAUGAUGUCACUGCCGGCUGAAGACGGAAGUACGGAAACUUCCCCGCUUGCACCGGGAGAGAACUAUGGAUCGCCAUCCAACAUGGACGGCCCUGCUACGACCAAGACGUCCAAGGCCGACGAAGCGGCGGACGGGAACCGUUUGGCCGCCCCGUCCGCACCAGAGGACGAUCUACCGGAGAGGGAAACCUGGAUCGGCAAGCUCGACUUCAUCCUCGCGCUGGUUGGCUUCUCCGUGGGGCUCGGCAACGUCUGGCGGUUCCCGUACCUGUGCUACAAAAAUGGUGGCGGAGCCUUCCUCAUCCCGUACUUUAUCUUCCUGCUGGGAGCGGGCAUCCCCACAUUCUUCCUGGAGAUCGCCCUGGGCCAGUUCAUGAGUCUGGGCGGACUCAAGGCCUGGAACAUCUGCCCGCUAUUCUCAGGAAUUGGAAUGGCGUCCAUGGUGAUUGUGAGUUUCCUGAACAUGUAUUACGUCAUGGUGAUGGGCUGGGCUCUGCACUACUUCUUUGCCUCCUUCACGUCCGAGCUGCCCUGGGCCACGUGUGGGAACUGGUGGAACACGCCCAGAUGCAUUGCGUCAGAUGAGGAGAUCCGGAAGUCUGAGAACAGCACGGUGAACAGCACGCUCCUCAACGUUACCAUGACAACCGUGGCCCCUAACGCCACCAAUGAGAACGGUACCCGGAUUGCAGCAUCAUUGGAAUACUGGAACAACCGUGUGCUGCAGAUUUCGGGCGGACUGGACCAGCCAGGCUCCAUGCAGUGGGAGCUGAUCCUGUGUCUACUGCUGGCAUGGAUCAUCGUGUACUUCUGUAUCUUCAAGGGAGUCAAGAGUACUGGCAGGGUUGUUUACUUCACAGCCCUGUUCCCCUACGUGGUACUCUUUAUCCUGCUGGUCCGUGGAGUAACACUAGAUGGUGCUGGUAUAGGACUGGAGUUCUACCUGAAGCCAAACAUCACCAGGCUGGGAGACCCAGAGGUGUGGAUGGAUGCAGGAACCCAGGUGUUCUUCUCCUACUCCAUCGGAUUGGGAUCUCUCAUCGCUCUGGGCAGCUACAACAAGUUCAACAACAACUGCCACAGGGAUGCCAUAGUGUUUGCGUGUGUGAACACAGGCACCAGCCUCCUGUCGGGUAUAGUGAUAUUCAGCGUCCUGGGCCACAUGGCCUUGCAGCAGGACGUGACGGUGGCAGAGGUUGCAGAAUCAGGUCCUGGCCUGGUGUUCAUCGUGUACCCAAAGGCCGUGACCCUGAUGCCGCUGUCACCUCUGUGGGCCAUCCUCUUCUUCUUCAUGGUUCUGCUGCUGGGGCUGGACAGUGAGUUUUGCGGGGUGGAGGGGUUUGUGACGUCGUGCCAGGACAUGUACCCUCACCUCCUCCGCCGUGGACACAACAGGGAGAUCUUCAUUGCAGUCGUCUGCUUUGUGAAGUUCCUUAUAGGACUCGCUUUCUGUACCCAGGGUGGGAUGUACGUUUUCCAACUGUUUGACAACUACUCUGCCAGUGGGAUGACCUUGCUGUGGGUGACCUUCUUCCAGGCCAUCUGUAUCGGCUGGUUCUACGGGUUGGGUGAUCGUGUGGGCUGGAACUUUGGAGGCACAAAGUUUUACUGGGACAUCAAGAGCAUGCUCGGCUUCCGCCCCAUCCUGUGGAUCAAGAUCUGCUGGAUGGUGGUCACCCCUAUCAUGACAAUGGGAAUCUUCAUCUUCUCCCUGGUAAAGUACCAAAGGCCAACAUACAACAAGACGUAUGAGUACCCACCGUGGGGUGAGGCGUUAGGCUGGCUCAUGGCGCUGGCCUCCAUGGUCAUGAUCCCGGUAGGAUUCGUCUACAAGAUCCUGACAACAAAAGGAACCUUUUCUGAGAGAAUACACACUCUUCUGACUCCAAUCUACACAAAGCGGAAAGGAGACAACGGUGAGAUGGGAGAGGACGGCAAUGCUAUUGCCAUGACAGACGGGAGUGAAAACAGACCAUGAUAAACAGGGCAACGUUCUGUGACCUUGAAAACUGUUUUUAAUUUCAGUGGUUAUUUGGUGACCUAUGCCUUCCUUUCAUGAGCACGCUUUUUCUAUGCUCACCAGGUUUACUUUCAGCUCAGGCUGUGACAAAUCUUAAAACCACACAAGAAAAACUUUUUUCUGUCUUUUAAAGGAUUUUAAUGUCCUUUUUGGCCACAUAAAAAGGUGAGAUUCUUGCAUGCUUUGACUACCCCUUUGAAUGCUGCAUAGGAUAACCAUCCCAGUAUUUUUAAACUUACAGGGACCACCUCUCAGUGAUAAUUUGCUUUUAGCUAACUCCACAUUACCUUGCCCUGUCUCAUUUGCCUGGGAGAUUCAACAAACUAAUUGUGUAAGCCAGGUCUGUCCUAUAAGGCUUUUUGAUUAUGUAUACACAUGACAUACAUGUGUAUAUACAUAAUUUUAACAUCAACCUGACUCACCAUACAAGAUUUGAUCAACCUAUCAUGAAAUAGUCUAUCAUAUCUGUAUAUGACCAGUAUUUUCUGUGGACUCGUCAGAAAUGUUGUAAAACUUCAUGUUAUGAUACUAGACUUGCCAUAGAUGACGUGCUGUGUCGUAAGAAGUUUUUUUUUUUUUCAAGAAAAAUGCCAGAGUGCAUCAUUCUUUGGCAUUCGUGAUGGUUAGAACUUAGAACCUAUGAAGGUUUUACCAUUUUGGCUGAUGAUGGAAGUAAGUACCCUCUCUAGUGUUGUCUUGUGUCAACAGUGUGUCACAUAUAUUGUAUAGUUUAAAGAGAUUUGUGAGACUAUAGCUUGUCAAAUGUUGCUUGUGGAUUUCAUGGAUGUAGGCAGCUUUGCAUUUUAGCAUGGUGUUCAUACGCACAGAAAUUAUAGGGCUUAUGGAGCUGAAGUCAAGCAUUUUUGUUGUAUUCAUGCCAUUGGGUAUUGCAGUAUCAUGCUUUCUUCUUUGUUUCCUACAAAAAUAUUUGGUGACUUUGUAUGACAUCUAUUGAUAAGAGGUGAGAAGUGAAAAACCUCUCUUCUCUCGGACCCCUUCUCCCCUAAACUACCUACAAGCAGCUACAGUAGCCAUGCAGUAUGUUUUAUGGUUAUUUGUGCUUCAACAUAUGAAACAUGAUUAAACUUUUCAGCUGAGGGUGUGAAAAUGUAUGACUAUAAUCGUGUGAUAGUGGUUAGAUUCUAUUGGUGGUUUGAUGUAUAUGAAGAUAAUGAUUCUAACAUUUGAAAAACUGCUGUAUUUUACUGUAAAUAUUUAUCUUGCAUUAACUUUUGGUGAGUAAAUGUAACCGUGUGUAUGAUCUAUUCUUUGUUGUUUGGUGUUUUUCUGUAAAUGAUUGUAACUGAUGUUUGUAAACACCCGGUCAUAUCUAAGUUGACACGUCAUAGUACACAUAUAUGUUCACCAAUGCUCCGAUUUGCAAUGGACAAAAUGUAACUGACAUCCAGUCGAUUCUAAGUAUUUUUGUAAUAAUCUACACUAUAAGCAGAGAGUGUAGUACUGUUAUAACAUCACCAGCUUACUUCUCGGAAUUAUCUAUGUACUAGAAUUCUAUAUACUUUAGAAAGACUGCCAGGAAUUCUCACUCAAAGUACAUAACCAGUAUAAAGUGUUCUGUGUGAUUUGAUUUUGCAGUUUUUAAGUAUAUCAGUCGACAUUGCAUUUUAGUUUUCCAAUAUUAUAAUGUAAUGUUAUUAGAGUAUCUAGGUGAUGGUGAAGUGAUCUUAGUAUGUCUAGAGUGGUGAUUUCUAAUCAGUGAAUAAAGAAGGAUGAUAAUUAA